This is a messenger RNA of Dioscorea cayenensis subsp. rotundata (Guinea yam), 1861 nucleotides long. Its product is annotated as protein disulfide-isomerase-like. NCBI's taxonomy places the organism in Eukaryota, Viridiplantae, Streptophyta, Magnoliopsida, Dioscoreales, Dioscoreaceae. The record is from RefSeq and is a predicted model, not a curated record. Gene Ontology annotation, molecular function: protein disulfide isomerase activity. Gene Ontology annotation, biological process: response to endoplasmic reticulum stress; protein folding. Gene Ontology annotation, cellular component: endoplasmic reticulum. The coding region runs from base 60 to 1607 and encodes 515 amino acids. The transcript has 11 exons.
CUGCGGUGCAGCGAUCUCGGUUCACGCAAGAAGCCCUUCAUCUCUCUUCUUCUCCUCCAAUGGCGGUCUCUAGGGUUUGGAUCCACUUCGCCGUAGCCGUUCUGCUACUCUGCGUCUCGCCGUUGAGGGCGGAGGAGACUGCGGAGGAGAGUGUAGUGGAGGAGCCUUCUUUUGUUCUUACUCUGGACUCGGGGAACUUCUCUGAGACUGUAGCCAAGCACCGUUUCAUCGUGGUCGAGUUCUAUGCGCCUUGGUGUGGGCACUGUAAGAGUCUUGCUCCUGAGUAUGAGAAGGCGGCGGCAAUUCUUAGCAAGCACGACCCUCCUGUUAUUCUUGCAAAGGUUGAUGCCAAUGAGGAAGCAAACAGGGAUCUUGCCUCGAAAUAUGAUGUGAAAGGUUAUCCGACACUUAAGAUUAUAAGGAAUGAGGGGCAGAGCAUUGAAGAUUUUAAAGGCCCUCGAGAUGCAGAAGGUAUAGUUGAAUAUCUGAAGAAGCAGGUUGGUCCUGCAUCUUCUGAGAUCAAAUCGUCUGAUGAUGCCAUUAGUCUUCUUGAUGAGAAGAAAGUUGUUAUUGUGGGGAUAUUUCCUGACUUUGCUGGCGAGAAGUUUGAAAACUAUAUUACCGUAGCUGAAAAAUUGCGUUCAGAUUAUGAUUUUCGCCACACUUCUGAUGCUAAACUCCUUCCCCGUGGAGAUUCCACUGUAAAACAUCCCACAGUUAGAUUACUUAAGCCUUUUGAUGAACUUGUUGUUGACACCGAGGAUUUUCAAGUGGAUGCUUUAGUGAGCUUUAUUGAAGUUUCCAGUACGCCUGUUGUAACCAUGUUUAACAAGGAUCCCUCUAAUCAUCCAUAUGUUAUAAAAUUCUUCAACAGCCCUAAUGACAAGGCUAUGCUCUUUCUCAACUUCAGCAAUGAGGAUUUCGAAGAUUUCAAGUCCAAGUAUCAAAGUGCUGCUGAGCAUUACAAAGGGCAGAACAUAAGCUUUCUUAUUGGUGAUAUUGAUGCCAGUCAAGGUGCCUUCCAGUUCUUUGGACUUAACGAGGAGCAGGUGCCCCUUGUCAUUGUAAUAAAUUCUGAUGGCCAGAAAUAUCUAAAGGCUAAUGUGAAACCUGAUCAAAUUGCCCCUUGGCUGCAGGAGUUCAAGGAUGGAAGUUUGACACCAUUUAAAAAAUCAGAGCCUAUCCCUGAGGUUAAUGAUGAACCAGUGAAGGUGGUUGUGGCCAACACCCUGGAUGAUGUAGUUUUCAAGUCUGGAAAGAAUGUUCUGCUUGAAUUUUAUGCCCCCUGGUGUGGACAUUGCAAGAAACUAGCUCCUAUUUUAGAUGAAGUAGCGGUCUCUUUUCAAAACGAUGCUGAUGUGAUCAUUGCAAAGAUGGAUGCAACUGCAAAUGAUGUUCCAAAUGAGUUUGAGGUCCAAGGUUAUCCUACCCUCUUCUUUUCAUCAGCCAGCAACAAGCUCGUCCAGUACGAUGGCGAUAGAACAGCAGAAGACAUGAUCAAUUUCAUACAGAAAAACAGGGUGACCGACAAAGAUAAGGAUGCUGCAGUCGACCCAGUUGAAUCAGUUGAACCAGUUGAACCUGACUCCAUUAAGGAUGAACUGUAACAAAGAGAGAACGGCUGAUAAUCUGGAGAGGCAGAGUAGAUGUAGGGUCUUGUUUCACCACCCUCUUUCAGGAACAUCAAUAAGUGAAGUCUUGUAAUUUUCAGAGUUUGCUUCUACAAGCUAUUAAACAUUUCCAUUACCUUUUUUUUUUUUAUUUUUUGUGUGAUGAGUACUUAGAUAUCAUAAAACUUUCUAGAUUCAAAUUGAACAAUUUUACCCAUAAUAAUAAUUUUAUAGCCGAUGUGGGACUAAAA